AUGAGCUCCAUCCUCCGCAGCAGAGUUCCCGCACGCGUGGUCCGCCCUUCAAGGGUCCUCAGCCCUCGUCUGCAGAGCAUUGUUCCGUUCUGUCGGCGAACAUACGCACAGAGCUCGUAUGGCGGCGAGGGCGACAGCCAGUCGCAGCACCCAAAAAGCCAUCGUAACAGUCCGACGCGAGACAUUGAGCACCCAGGACCACCCCCUCCCGACGUCAGCAAGGACGCACCGUCUUCGUCCGGCGCCGAGUCUGAAUCUCGUACCUCGGAAGCCGACGAGGGUGUUAUGAACAAGAGGCCGAGCAAUAAAGCCAACCCGACGAUCAUCGAUGCCCGUCAGUCGCCUAACAUCGACUCAGAAGGCAAUCCUCGCGAAGAUGUUCCGCCGGAUGUGAAGCGACACAACGAGGAGGUCGAGAAUCGGCAUGAUCGACCAUACAAUCAUAUUGGCGAUGAAGGGAAGUAUCAGAAGGGGUUUUAG
Molecule: messenger RNA, 480 nt
Organism: Aspergillus steynii IBT 23096
Lineage: Eukaryota; Fungi; Ascomycota; Eurotiomycetes; Eurotiales; Aspergillaceae
Exons: 2
Coding region: 1-480 (159 amino acids)
Source: RefSeq, a predicted model, not a curated record